Molecule: messenger RNA, 4746 nt
Organism: Mustela lutreola (European mink)
Lineage: Eukaryota; Metazoa; Chordata; Mammalia; Carnivora; Mustelidae
Gene: RP1
Product: RP1 axonemal microtubule associated
Exons: 27
Coding region: 49-3786 (1245 amino acids)
Biological process (GO): intracellular signal transduction
Molecular function (GO): protein binding
Source: RefSeq, a predicted model, not a curated record
UUGAUUAAGACACUAGAAACAACUGAAGACUUUCUAUGUAGGCUUUGGAUGUUACAGUUCUCAGUCAAAAUGAGCGAAACUUCGUCCACUAGUAUUUCCAUGAUUCAUCGGACUUCUUCUGAAGGUCAAGUUCCUUCCCCGCGCCACCUGAGCAUCAUGCAUCCUGUUGUGGCCAAAAAGAUCAGCUUCUACAAGAGCGGAGACCCGCAAUUUGGCGGGGUCAGGGUGGUGGUCAACCCUCGUUCCUUCAAGACAUUUGAUGCUUUGCUGGAUAACUUGUCAAGGAAGGUGCCCUUACCUUUUGGGGUGAGGAAUAUCAGCACCCCGCGGGGAAGACACAGCAUCACACGCCUGGAGGAGCUAGAGGACGGCGAGUCCUACUUGUGCUCCCACCGCAGGAAGGUGCAGCCAGUGGAUCUCGACAAGGCCCGCCGGCGCCCACGACCCUGGCACAGCAGCCGGGCCAUCAGUGUGCAAGCGCACCAAGCCCCUCCAACCGCUGCAGCUGCCACUGCUGCUCCCGGCAUGCUGCGUGCCCCACGAAAGCUCUUGGUUUUUAGAAAUGGCGACCCCAAGAUGAGGCGUGUGGUGGUUAUGAACAGGAGAGUCACGCAGAGCUUCCAGGCGUUUCUGCAGCACCUGACAGAGGUCAUGCGGUUCCCGGUGACCAAGCUGUACGCUACAGACGGAAGGAAGGUUCCCAGUCUCCAAGCUGUGAUCCUUAGCUCUGGAGCUGUGGUGGCAGCAGGAAGAGAGCCAUUUAAACCAGGAAAUUAUGACAUCCAGAAGUACUUGCAUUCUGCAAGAUUACCAGGGAUCUCUCAUCAUGUAUACGCCAAGGGAAGUGCUAGGUCAGAAAGCAGAAAGAGUGGUAUCUGGAAAAUUUCCAUAAUCACCAGUGACUUGCCAAAUUCAGGGACCAGCUCACAGAUUUAUAUUAUACUGUAUGGACAACAUAGAAGUUCAGCUCCUAUAUAUCUUUAUGGAACAGAUGGAUCUCAAUUUCAGGAUGGCCAUGAAGACGUAUUUACUAUCAUGGUUGGAAACAUUGGAACACUCUUUAAGAUUCGUAUUGGUCAUACUAACUCUGGAUCCUCCCCUUCCUGGCACUGUAAAGAGAUACAAUUGUGGAACAUGAAUUCUGGAAAAGAGUUUUAUAUACCUGUUCAACGAUGGUUGGCACAAGAUCAAGAGGAUGGGGAAAUCUGUCGAGAAUUUCCUGUUUUAAACAAAGGACAACCCAUACUUCCAGUGACAGUAUACGAAGUGCAUGUGGCAACAGGUGAGCGUUGGAAUGCUGGAACAGGAGCAAGUGUGUACAUUUCUAUCUAUGGGGAAAAGGGAGAUUCAGGAUCUAGACAACUAUUUCGAUCAAAGAACUCCUUCAGUUUUUUAAGAGGACAAACUGACACCUUCUCCCUAGAAGCUGUGCACCUUGGGGAUUUGUAUAAGAUUGUCAUAGGUCAUGAUGGGGUUGGCCCAGGAAAUGGCUGGUUUCUUGAUGAUGUUGUAAUCAAGGAUCUGGUAACAAAUCGUGAAUAUACCUUCUUCUGUCACAGAUGGUUGGAUCAAGGGGAAGAUGAUGGUAAGAUUGCCAGAGAACUGCAUGUAAUGGAUAACAGCAUCAUCUUUGCAAGUCAGAAGCUAGAACUUAAUAGAAAAGAAACAUGGGCUGCAGAAAGAUGGAAGUUUAUGAAAGGAAAUACUCUACAAUUCUACAACAGGCUCACUGGAGGGUUUGUCCGUCUGCAUCCAGAUGGCACAGUUGAUGCAAUUGGAGAGAAGACAGACAAAUAUGGUCUCUUUGAUGUUAUUUUCAACAGAGGAAAUAUAUGCAUUUUCCAAAGUCAUGAAAUAAGACAUCUUUCUCUUGCUAUUGACAAUAGCAAUGUCACUGGAAUGGCUACUGGUGGAGCCUGUACUGAGCUGCGGGUGCUUUAUCAGCACGACCAUUGUGCACUUCUUGAGUCAGUGCUGGAUCCUGGUCAUGUAGUUACUGUUGAUCAUCAUGGCAAAAUAGCUGAUGAAUCAUCAGCAGGCUACGCAGACCUUUCAAAAGAAUUUGUGGUUUUUGUCAAGGGUGUGUUCCUCAACAGUGCUGUGGUUCUACUUGCUACCAGCCUGUGCCAAGCCCUGUGUCUCCAGCCUGAUGGGAGCUGCACUGGAGUGGGAAGCCAGUCUGAAAAAUCCUACUGGAAAGUGCAUAAAAUCAGCUCUGGUAUUUGCAUGUUUGAAAGUGUGAAAAAUGAACGGAUGUAUCUAAGGAUUAAGGAUGGCCAGUGUGAUGGAACAGGUACAGGAGAUACUGACUGUCAUUUUAAAAUUAAGAAGAACUUGGAAAAUGCAUCUAUAAGCCUGGAAUCCAUGAAAAGCCCAGGAUUGUUUGUUGGACUUCAGCCAGAUGGACAGGCAAAACCAGUUAUUUAUACUAAGAAUGGGAAUGUUUUCUUCUAUCCGCAGGUCAUCAAAUUUGGCAGAGAAAACCCAAUGGGUAUGUCAGCAACACCCAGCCAAGAGGAGGAAAAAAUCCAUGAGUCAAAAAACCAGCAAGAAACACUACCAGAAUCUGAGGCCAAGUGUUCCUUACUUUCUUCAGCUGCAAUAGUGAGAUACUAUGUUGAUGUCCAUACUGGGAAACUGAAGCAAGCAGAAACAGAAUCUGAAGUUUCCCUGUGUCUCUGUGGAGAGAGGGGAGACUCUGGUCUUAGACUGCUGGACAAAUCUAAUAUGCCAGUAAAAUUUCAAAGAGGACAGAAUGAUACAUUUCAAGUGGAAACAGUGUCACUUGGAAAACUGCAGAAGGUGCUGUUGCACUGCGAGGCCAGUGAGGAAUCCCAGUAUUGGUACUGUGAGAAGGUUGUGGUCAGAGAACCUGGGACUGCAUCGGAGUCUGUCUUCACCUGUGAAAGAUGGCUUCCCUUUAUGUCUCAGGGCACAAUUCAUUCAGAAAUUGAACUUUAUCUUGAAGAAAUGCAAAUAAAUCAUCAACCUAAAAUACAAGAGGAAGAAAAUGAAGGAGAUUGGAAGGUGACCAUAGUCACUGGGGAUCUUGAAAAUGCUGGCACUACAGCAACAGUAUCUCUUUAUGUCUAUGGAGAAGCAACAUGUUCAGGUCCUAUUAUUUUGGGAUCUGGAAAAUACCAGCUGUUUAGCCCUAACAGUGCAGAUAUAUUCAAGAUUAAUCUUAAAGAUAUUGGUGAAAUCUAUAAAGUACGCAUUGGACAUGACAACAGUGGAAAGGAUCCCGCAUGGUAUCUGGAAGAAAUUAGGCUUGAAAAUAUAGAUACAUGUGAGGUGUAUUGUCUAGCUGUUGACUCCUGGAUAGCUGAGAAUGAAAAUGGUGGAGAUCUAUGGAAAGAAGUGCCCAUGGCAAGAACUAAUAAAGCACCUUUACCAGUAGUGGUUUAUGAGAUCUACAUGUACACGGGCAGGAAGCCAGGCGCAGAGACAGAGGCUAACGUGGUUAUCAACCUCAUUGGCACCAGAGGAGAUUCAGGGAACCGAAGGCUUCAUCAAUCCCAAAAUAACACAGUCAAGUUUCGGCGUGGACAGGUUGAUAUUUUUUCCAUUGAGGCAGUGUCUCUGGGAAAACUGAAGAAAGUUCUGAUUAGUCAUGAUGGGACAGGUCCAGGUAAUGGAUGGUUUCUAGAGAGUAUUAUUGUUAAGUCUGAAGAGGAAGAUGGCAGUCAAGAAGUGCUGUUUCCAUGCAACCGGUGGCUAGAUGAGUACCAAGAUGAUGGCAGGACUGAACGAGAAUUGUUCGCAGAACAUGAAGUCUCACUGUGAAGGAGAGACUGAGUCUGUGGCCUCCUGAUGGGGUCAACACGUGUGUGUUGUGCCUUCAUGGUGCCUUCAAAAGGCUAUUGAUCUGCUGGUGAUAGUAUAUUUGCCCUCCUCUCAUACUGGAGCAAACAGCUGGGGAGGUCAGUUUAUUCUGUUCCCAUCCUUGCUUGAGAACCUCAACAGUUGGAAGAAGAGCCCACCAACAACUGACCAAGAUUAGUCUAUGAUAGAUGGAGUAGGGACACACACUGUUUCUUCUUAUGGGUGAAAUAGGUGAAGGGGAUUAAGAGUACACUUAUGGGGGCACCUGGAUGGCUCAGUGGGUUAAGCCUCUGCCUUCAGCUCAGGUCAUGAUCCCAGGGUCCUGGGAUCGAGCCCCGCAUCGGGCUCUCUGCUCAGCGGGGAGCCUGCUUCCUCCUCUCUCUGCCUGCUUCUCUGCCUACUUGUGAUCUCUGUCUGUCCAAUGAAUGAAUAAAAUAUUAAAAAAAAAGAGUACACUUAUGAUGAGCAUUGAAGAAUGUAUAGAAUUGUCAAAUCAGUAUGUUGUACACCUGAAACUGAUAUAGCACUAUAUAUUAACUGCACUGGAAUUAAAUUUUUUAAAAAAAUAUUGUUAAUCAGAGAAAGACAAUUGUCAUAUGAUUUCACUCAUAUGUGGAGUAAUAGAAACAGUCCGGACGAUAGCAGUGGAAGGGAAAGAAAACUGAAUGGGAAGUCACUAGAGAGGGAGAAAAACCGUGAUAGAUUCUUAACUAUGAGAAACAAACUGAGGGUUCCUGGAGGGGAGGUGGGUGGAAGAGUGGGGUAACCGGGUGAUGGACAGUAAGGAGGGAAUGUGAUGUGAUGAGCACUGGCUGUUAUAUGCAACUGAUCAAUCAAUGAACACUACAUCUGAAACUAAAUAUGUACUUCAUGUUGGCUAAUUAAAUUUAAAUUAGGAAAAUAAAAAUAAAGGUACACUGG